AUGCUGGGCGCGCGGCUGCUGGCGUGCUGCCUGCUGCUCGGCGGCCGCGGCCUGGCGCGGGAGCCCGCCGCCCUCAGCCGCGACGAGCUGCCCUCCCUGCGGAAUAAAGGGAUAUUUAUUAUCCAAAGUGAAGACUCCAACCUGUGCAUUAAAGCAGAUACAGCUGGCCUUGUUCUAGAAGACUGCAAUCAACUCUCAAAAUAUAUGCUAUGGAAAUGGGUGUCUAAUCGUCGCCUUUUCAACAUAGGCAGAAGUACUUGUCUAGGACUGAACAUCAAUAGACCGGAACAGCCGUUAAGUAUGCUCGAAUGUGAUUCAACUCAGUAUUCAUUAUGGUGGAACUGCGAUGGAAGAGCGCUAGUUGGCGUAUCAGAGUACAAAUUAGCUGUUGAAAACAGCAAACACAUUGUGGCAAAAAAAAAGUCAAAUCAUCAAUGGAAGCAGUACAUGUCCUAUGAUGAAGACCUUUGUGAACAUCCAUUUCAAGAAACAUACACCUUGCUGGGAAAUUCUUUUGGUUUCCCAUGCGUUUUUCCAUUUAAGUACAACAACAAGUGGUAUUAUGAAUGUACAAGAGAUGGAAAGGAAUUUAACUGGUGUGCCACAACAAGUCACUAUGAACAGGAUGAAAAAUGGGGGUUUUGCCCAAAUGCCGAGAGUGGCUGUGACGUUUUUUGGAAGAAGAACCCUGACACACACAUUUGCUACCAGUUCAAUCUUCUGUCUGUUCUCCCCUGGAGCGAAGCACGGAUUGCAUGUCAGAUGCAAGGAGGAGAUCUGCUAAGUAUAGCGGACAUGGAAGAGCAGAACUACAUAAGUGACUUAAGCAGGCAGUUAAAUGCCACAGAUAUUGUGCUGUGGACAGGCCUGAAUCGGCUGGAGGAAGAUGCUGGCUGGCAGUGGUCAGAUGGAGCACCAUUAGUGUUUGUGAACUGGAGAUCAGAUGUCUCUGAUAUCCGCUUUAGAGAAAAUCAUUGCGCAGUGAUUAAUUCAAAAUUGAAAUACGGCUGGCAAAGUUAUUUAUGUGAAUCUGGAUUGCCUUUUGUAUGCAAAAAAUACUUAAAUAAGACAGAGCAUGAAACGUUGGAUACAUGGAAAUACUAUGCUACUCGUUGUGAUGCUGGCUGGUAUCCAUACAAUCGCAACUGCUACAGACUUCGCAAAGAGGAGAAGAGCUGGAGUGAUGCUUGUAUCUCAUGCCAAAAUGACAAUAGCAGACUCAUUAGUAUAUCCUCCAUGGCAGAUGCAGAACUGCUCCUUAACUUGCUUAAACAUGAAAAUGUGACUGAAACAUGGAUUGGGUUGUACAGUAAUAGCACCCCGGUUGUCUUUCAGUGGUCUGACAGCACCCCAGUAAAAUUCUCAAACUGGCACAACCAAGAACCAAAUAUCUUUCAAAGAACAGGACAGCUCUGUGUUUCAGCACAAGGAUCUGAGGGACACUGGAAAGUUAAAAAAUGUGAAGACAGAUCUUUCUAUGUUUGUAAAAAAGCAGGGGAAAUUGAUAAUGCCCCUUCUGAGCUGUCCUCAAAGUGUCCAGAGGGAUGGGAAAGACAUGGUGGAUUUUGUUACAAAAUCGACAGUACCCCUCGAAGUUUUGAACAUGCUUCCAGUGGUUAUUUCUGCCCACCUGCACUUGUAUCAGUAACAAACAGGUUUGAACAAGCUUUUAUCAACAGUAUGAUCCGUAGCAUGGUAAAGUCUGAGAGAACUUAUUUUUGGAUAGGACUGCAAGACCUUAAUAACACAGGAGAGUACUUCUGGCUAACUGUGGAAGGGAAGAACCGCUCCAUGAGCUAUACGAACUGGAACAAGCAUCAGCCACGCCAUUCUGGAGGAUGUGUGGCUAUGCGAGGAGGGAACCCUGUUGGUUAUUGGGAGGUGAAAAGUUGUAAGAACUUCAAAGCAAUGUCACUGUGUAAGCAAAAAAUCUCAUCUUAUGAAGAACCUGAGCUUACUUUUCAAAAACAUUUGAGUUCCUGCUAUUUUGGAUGGGAGUCAGACAAUGGUUUGCUUAGCUGCUACAAGAUAUUUCACAAUGAGAAAGUUCUGAUGAGAAGAACAUGGGAUGAAGCAGAAGCGUUAUGCCAAGAUUUUGGAGCACAUCUUGCAAGUUUUACCCAUAUCUAUGAAGAGGAGUUUUUAAACAAUUUAUUAUAUACAAUUUUUGAUAGGACAGAAGAAAGGCAGUUCUGGAUUGGAUUUAAUAAAAGAAACCCAUUUUCUGAAGGAGCAUGGCAGUGGUCUGACGGAACACCUGUUGUAUCUUCAUUUCUGGAGAGCAAGUAUGCUGAAGAUGAUUCAAGAAACUGUGCUGCGUUCAAAGUAAAUAGAACAGUCUUUUCAGCACACUGCAAUGAAAAGCGUGAAUGGAUAUGCAAAAUACCAAAAGGUGUUAAACCAAAGAAUCCAAGUUGGUACAUAUCUGAAUUGCCAUGGUCAUACUACCAAGGAGCAGAAUAUCUUUUCCAUGUAAAUCCUGCAGACUGGACCAGCUUCGAGUUUAUCUGUGGCUGGCUUCGCAGUGGAAUAGCAACAAUAAAUUCUCCUGGGGAACAAGCCUUUAUUCAAAAUAAAAUUAAGAAGCUAUCGAAUAGUGAUGUUCACUGGUGGAUUGGAUUGCAUGCAGAAAACUUCAGUGAUGAAUUUCGCUGGAGAGAUGAAUCGCCAGUAACAUACCAGAACUGGAAUGAAGGGAGAGAAACUUACCUGCCUAAACCAGAGAAAAGAUGUGGCUUCAUUUCAUCGCAGACAGGACUUUGGGGUGAUGAAAAUUGUACUGUUUCUCUUCCCUGUAUUUGUAAACGUAAAUUUGCCUGGAAAAUAGAGAAAGAGAUUCCAAAAGACCAGAACCAACAAGGACUGUGUCCCAAAGGCUGGUUACACUUUGGAUUCAAAUGCUUUUUGAUACAAAUUCCAAAGGAUCCUGACCACCUGAGAAACUGGUACUCUGCACAAGCAUUCUGCAGUCGAUAUGAUGGGUCACUCGCUUCUCUUGAAGAUGAAAUGGAGCAAGCUUUCAUAACAAUGAAUCUAUUUGGACAGAAGACUAGUGUUUGGAUAGCUUUGCAGAGUGAUGAUUAUGAAAAAUGGCUGAAUGAAAAUUCUCCAGCAUACUCCAACUGGUCUCCAGUUGAAGUGGUACAUAGACAGCGUUAUAACAGUGCCAACACUCAAGAACAAGUUCCACUAUGUACACUGGUAUCAAAUAACCCUAAUUUUUAUUUUACGGGAAAAUGGUACUUAGAAAACUGUCAGAAAAAUUAUGGUUUUAUCUGCCAGAAGACUCAGGACACAUCUAGACAUAUCGUAAAUGCAUCUGAAAUGUACCCUAUGCCAGAUACUUUAGAAUAUGGAAACAAAACUUAUAAACUGCUACGUGGGAAUUUUACGUGGUAUGCAGCUUUAAAAACCUGCAUGGCAAAUGGAGCUGAGUUGGUCAGCAUCACAGACCAGUAUCACCAGGCUUUCCUUAUGGUCAUUGUGAAUCGACUGGGGUACAACCACUGGAUCGGGCUCUUUACCUCAGAUAAUGGGCUUAACUUUGAAUGGUCGGAUGGGACUAAGUCUUUGUUUACCUUCUGGGAAGAUGAUGAGUCCCAGGCGUUUGGCAGCUGUGUUUAUAUUGAUUCUUUGGGGCACUGGAAAAGUGCUAACUGUGAGCGAGUUCUGCAAGGAGCAGUUUGCCAUGUGCCACCUAAAAAGAAACUCACUGACUAUAAAGGCUUAUGUUCAGAAAAAACUGUUCCUUGGAUCAAAUUCAAAAACAAUUGCUACAGCUUUUCCACAGUUCUGCAGGGCACAAGUUUUGAUACAGCAUAUGAAGUUUGCAAGAAUCAAGGAUCUAAUCUUUUAACUAUUCAAGAUGAAGAUGAAAAUGCCUUUAUUCUGGAAGAAUUGCAUAGUUUUGGUUAUUCUGUGCAAAUGGUUUGGCUGAACAUUCUGCUUGUUACAGACAAUGAAACAGUAUCCUGGUUUGAUGGUUCUCCUUUAAAUUACUCCAACUGGGGCAUCAGGGAGCCUGAGUUUGACCAUCUCAAAGGGAAUUUCUGUAUCAGCCUGAGGACCAUGGAUGGAGUAUGGCAAUUAUCUCCAUGCAGAGAGAAAAAGGGAUUUGUAUGUAAAAUGGAUGCAGAUAUUGAUGCAGCAGUUUCCUCUGAAAAAUCUUCACACCGUGGGCUUGCAGCUGUAGCUGUUAUAGUAACAUUGGUGAUGCUGGCUGCCAUUUCCACUUUUUUGUGGUGCCUUUAUAAACAGAAUAAUAGGCUCUUCAGUAGGAUACUGUGGGUCAGAAAUGCCUAUUUUCCACAGAUUAAUGCUGACGUUCCUGCUUUGGAAGAAAGCAUUCUCAUUUCUGAUUUUGAGAGAAACGAGAACAAUUAAUUGUUCAGAAGUACCAGGCAAUCACCUCUUCCAUAUUAAACACCGAACUCUACAGUACAUUUUUUGAGCCAGACACAAUCUAGGAGCAGCUCAUCCUCUCAGGGUUUUGGGUCGCAGGCAAGCUGACAAAGGAAGACAAUGAAAAUGGUUAAAUGCUGCCAAACAGUGGUGAGUGGGGAGAAGUAACAGCCACCUGCUCUUUCCCUCCUAGUGAACUCUGUGCAGCCACAUUUCUGAAACUUUUCAAGGUGCACAGUGGGCAGAGAGGAGCGGAGAACCAGAAGCCUCAAACUAGCACCAUUCCAAGUGUCCUCAGUGGUCGCCAGUCUGCACUGCGCUCUCCAGUGUCCUAGGGAGCGUGUGCUUCCUGGGAAACCUCCACAGGGACUACCAGUGUCUGCUGUGAUGGAAAAAAACAGGAGGUUGCCUAAUUCUUGUUCUGCAGAUGUUGAGCAUGCUGGACUCGAUCCUGUCCUGCCAGAGGUGGAUGGGUCAUCUUGCACUAGUGGCAGUAGUUCAGGCUUAGGCUUGUGGAAACCAGCCUGGACCCUUGUGCUCUGUGGCAGAAUUAAGUGAGGAUGCACUGGGGAGUCAUGGAGAGAUUGGUUUCGCAGGGAAAAGCCAGGAGCUUUGGCUGCUCCAUUGCCGUACAGCCUGGAACUGCUAACAUGAGGCAAUCGUGUCCAAGGCCUCAGGGCAGCUGGCAUUUUCUUCUAACUUUUUCCUUUGGGAAUGUUUGGGCUCUGGUGUUUUGUUUUUACACAUCACAGAAUUUGUUUGUGAGCCAGCAUUUAAAAUUUGGCCAUGAAUUUAGGAACCCUGAAACAUCUCCCAGGGAUUAUGGGAUAGUUUUUUCUUAACACCUACUCCUUCUGUAAGAAGAACAAAGUUAUUUUUCAGACAGUGGAAUAUUGCCAGGUGGUUUUCCAAGCUUGUAGAGAGAUGAAGUCACUUCUGAUUUGGGAGUUCCAGAGUUUACCUAAUUUGGUUCAUUAUCCCUACAUGGUGUUAUAAAAUAAAUUAGUCAAGAGGUAUAAUGGCACAUGGACUUUGUCAUUCCAAAGUUAGUAUAUUCACUGGAGAUGCUUCCAGUGUCCUGUUAAAGAUUCAACUAUGAGAUCUCUUGCCUGGUUUGUUUUCAGAAAUUAAAUCCCAUCAACUACUUCUAAUCUCAGUUUUAGUCUAUAUCUAGUUGAAGAAAAGUAUUAUUUUAAAUGUUGCUGAAGUUGUGGCAAUAAAUUGCUUUAUUGUCCACCUACAAUAUUUCUGCAGGCAGUAUUAAUGUACAUGUACAUUAAGGUACACUUGAGCCCCUGCUUUCAAAAGUUAAGGAAGAUAGGUGGGAGAGCUGCAUUCGCAGUCCCAAAGGGUGGUUAUCUCUCUAGUCAGAGUGCAAUAAUUGAGUUUAACAGAAGACCAAAUGGAAAUUCUUCGCUUUCCAUGGUCGUACUAAGGUGCUAGUGGAGGAGUCUUUCAUCUGAGAAAGAUACUAGAAUAUUUUUUCUGUGAAAUUUCACUGAAAAAUUGUUCUUUAGGCUGAUGGUUGUGAAAGAUCCUGGUUCAGAUCUCUGCAUUACCUCAAUGACAGUGGUCUAGGACAGAAACACUUAUUCUCUGUGUGGGACUCCCACCUCUCUAAGCAGUCCUCCAGCCACGUUCUUGAAAACAUCUGAAAAGUUCUUUGGGAUUCUGAGUUUUUUAUUGCAGCACAGAAAAACAAAGUGUCAUUAAUGAAUACUUACCUCAGAAGGGAAUAAUUAUCCCUUCAGGCAUCUCUAAAAGCUGCUGUGUAGGGCUGUGUUUAUUGCAGGGCUUUCUAUUUGUUUGUUUUAAGAUUGCUCAUUCUUACAACUUUGCAAGAGUGUGAAAAUGAAGGUGCAUUUGUGACAAUUAAGCUAGCAGGCAAGGCCAACUGAAAUUUCUUGUAUAGUAUUUAUACACAGGAAUGUAUGACUUGCUUUUGGUUACAUUUCACAUGACUGUGUAGAUUGGCUAAUUUUAGAAACAUUGGAAAAAUUGCCUUUUCAUGUCAUAAUUAUGCAUAAGAUUAAAUUCUAUUAUUAUUAUUUUUAAGAGUACUUAGUGUAUUUCUGUGCUGGUUUACAGAAGUUAAAAUGUUGUCAAAAAUGGAGAAUUUUGAUCCCAGUAUAAUUUUGAACUUGCUGUUUUCAAUAACUUUCAUGGAUGUAGCUAUUAUAAGUUCUUAAUCUGAUGUCUUCCAUCAUAUAAAAUAUACAUAGCUUUUCUGUAUAUAUUUUCUGUAGUGGUUUGACACCCCCCCCAUACAUUCAUCUCCAGUAAUGUUUUCAAAGUUUGGUCUUAAGCCUCUAGCUUUAUCUGGGGCUAUAUGCAAAGUCCUCUGUUAGACUUUGUGGAUUGUAGCUUUUUAUCAUCAUCAUGAUUUUCAGAUCAUCUGCUGUUUAUAUACAUGAACUGUGAUAGCUUGUCAUCCUCUCUCCUUUCCUCAUGAAGAUUCCCCCUACUUAAACAACAGUUGGAGGAGCUUAAACCAACGUAUUUCCUUUCAUCAAAUCAUCACUGACAAGUGUGAAUGCUGCCUUUUUCAGUAAGUAGAGUGAGUUGCAGGAUGUUUUCUGUUUAAGAGAGUAAACUCUGAGGACAUGUGUUUGUCAGGCUAUGGUGCUGUUACUGAGUUAUGCAUACUUUGUCAGAUUUUCAUUUUGUAAAUGAAGGUGUGUAUUUUUUCACAAAACAUCACAUAGACAUUUUAUCAAUUUCCUUUGAGCUAUAUUACAAUCAUUUUAAUAUAUUUGAAGGGCAUUUAUAUAAAAAGUAAUCCUACCCUUGAAAUAGUGAUUAUUGGCUAACAUUAACUCUGAUGUAAAUGAUAUUAUGUUACGGGAAAAUAGUUGAAGCAGUAUUUUCAUCAGACUUUGCAAUAGUUGGGAGGGAAUAUUUUAAAAUCUUUCAUCACUUAACUUUUAUAAUUGCAGAUAUUACAAGAAUGUAAUCAUUGAUUAUUUUCUAUUCCUUGUUCUGAAUUUUUAUUACCAUUCCUUUCAAUUUCCCUCGCUCACAGGUCUCCUGUCCUAUUCCUAAUCUGAGAAUUUGGUGAAUGUAUUUUCAUACCGACCUUGAUGAUAGUGGCAGUGAGGUUCACUGUAUUAUUUCAACUGGAAAAUUAAAGUGUGGCUAGUAACUUUU
This is a messenger RNA of Rhea pennata, 7548 nucleotides long. RefSeq names its product phospholipase A2 receptor 1 (gene PLA2R1). The transcript is spliced from 30 exons. Gene Ontology annotation, cellular component: signaling receptor complex; plasma membrane. Bases 1 to 4383 code for a protein of 1460 amino acids. Gene Ontology annotation, molecular function: signaling receptor activity. Lineage: Eukaryota; Metazoa; Chordata; Aves; Rheiformes; Rheidae. The record is from RefSeq and is a predicted model, not a curated record.